AUGGGCAAUCUCGUCAGUGCAUCAGGGCAGAACUUGGCUACGGUGGCCGUUUCCAAUUACAUGAGUAUUACCAAAAAUCAAGUAGUGCAGAUUCGGAAUGAAGUCUUGGCAUUAACCAACCAGGAGGGGAAAAUACGACGUCAUUUCUUUGCCAUCGCUAUGUAUGUUUUUUGGGAUCUCACGGGAGAUUCGAUCGUACCGGCACAAGACUUUGUUGCUGGGUUUUGUGUCCUUGCCUGUCCAAACCACUCCUUGGCAGAUGUUUUGAAAUUCGCAAUGGAAAUUAUCGAUCUGGAAGAAAGCGAACUGAUUACUACGAAUGAACUCGUAAAUCUCCUGAAGACUUCGUUCUUUGGCGAUCGGGUGCUCGAAACAAAGCAAGUAUACGAAGUCGUUGACGGUGUUUUUGACUGCACAGCGCCCGUCUACGAAAGUACUGGAACUAUGUCGCAUCAAGAAUGCAUUCAGCUGCUUUUGAAGGAACCACUGGUACGGAAGAUGGUUAAAACGACUCCGGAGAAAACUACACCCUUUCCUACUGAUCGACCCUUUGUAAAAACGAGGUUGGAGGACGAAUCCCUUAUGUCGACCGACGUAAGUUCCGUCGGCUUGUCACCGUACGCCAUUAAGGCAAAACAAUCCGGUGCGGCUUCUCGACAAAUGUCGUCGUACGACGAGAGCUCGAUUCGACUGUAUCCGUUGGCGAAAAUCAACUUACUACCUUCGAUGAGUGUAGAAACAAGCUAG
Molecule: messenger RNA, 747 nt
Organism: Phaeodactylum tricornutum CCAP 1055/1
Lineage: Eukaryota; Bacillariophyta; Bacillariophyceae; Surirellales; Neidiaceae
Exons: 3
Coding region: 1-747 (248 amino acids)
Source: RefSeq, a predicted model, not a curated record